CCCGACACCGCGCCAGCAUCGCCGCGCGUCCCUCGGGCGCGGGGAGCGGGUGGCCGCGCUGACGCCGCUGCGCGCCAUGGCUGUCGCCUACCUGCUGGGCAACGGGUCCGCGCCGCUCCUCGCCGGCGCCCUGGAGGUCCCGUUCGCCGCCAACGCCUCCGCCUGCCGCCCGCCCGGGCCGCCCUGCCCGGCCUGGGGCAACGCCUCGGCGGCGCUGGGCUGGAACCGCUCCGAGCCCUGCGCCGGCGGCAAUGGCAGCGCGGGCGGCGGCGGGCCCUGCGCGCCCGCGGGCGGCGGCCCCUCCGUGGUCACCGCCAUCGCCAUCAUGGCCCUCUACUCCGUGGUCUGCGUCGUGGGGCUCUUCGGCAACUUCUUGGUCAUGUAUGUCAUCGUCAGGUACACGAAAAUGAAGACUGCCACCAACAUCUACAUUUUCAAUCUUGCAUUGGCAGAUGCCCUGGCGACAAGUACUCUGCCAUUUCAGAGUGUGAAUUAUUUGAUGGGAACAUGGCCAUUCGGUACCAUCCUCUGUAARAUUGUUAUAUCCAUAGACUACUACAAUAUGUUCACCAGUAUCUUCACGCUCUGCACMAUGAGUGUGGAUCGCUACGUGGCUGUUUGCCACCCAGUUAAGGCCCUCGAUUUCCGUACCCCCAGAAAUGCCAAAAUUGUCAAUGUGUGCAACUGGAUUCUCUCCUCUGCCAUUGGCCUGCCGGUUAUGUUCAUGGCAACUACUAAAUACAGGCACGGCUCAAUUGACUGCACACUUACGUUCUCCCACCCUGCUUGGUACUGGGAGAACCUCCUGAAAAUCUGUGUGUUCAUCUUYGCCUUCAUCAUGCCAGUGCUCAUCAUUACCGUGUGUUACGGGCUGAUGAUUUUACGCCUGAAGAGUGUUCGCAUGUUGUCCGGCUCCAAAGAGAAGGACAGGAACCUGCGGAGAAUCACAAGGAUGGUCCUUGUAGUGGUGGCAGUGUUCAUUGUCUGCUGGACUCCCAUCCACAUUUAUGUUAUCAUUAAAGCCCUGGUCAACAUCCCAGAAACUACUUUCCAGACUGUCUCCUGGCACUUCUGUAUUGCUCUAGGGUACACAAAUAGCUGCCUUAAUCCAGUCCUUUACGCGUUUCUAGAUGAGAAUUUCAAAAGGUGUUUCAGAGAGUUCUGCAUCCCCACUGCCUCAACCAUUGAGCAGCAAAACUCCACCCGAGUCCGACAAAACACUCGUGACCACGCUUCCACUGCCAACACUGUGGAUAGGACUAACCAUCAGUUGGAACUUCAAGAAGCUGAAACUACUCCACUGCCGUGACAGGGUCUCCUGCUGCAUGGCUCUCAGAGCAAUUGCACGCCACUGCACUGCCCUAGUGUGCUAGUGGGAACAUGUAGGAUAUGCUUUCCCUCAAAAAAAAAUACCACAGAGGAAAGUGCCUGCUUUUCCAGUCUGUCAAAAAUUGCUUCUGCAGCACAUCUACACUGCCCAUAACAGAAGCAUGAAAUGUAAGAGCGAGCAGAGCCAGGAGAUGUGGGGCCUUCCAGGCUCCAGUGCUCAAAGCAGUCACGUUUGCCAGGAGUGCACACRUUAGUCUAAAACAAAGCUACUCUGCCUGUAGCAGCCUGACACACUCUUGGUAAGUUACAGUGGUGUUAAAACAGGUUGGAAACAAAAAUUCAAAGGCUAGACAACUAUAGUUUGGAAAAKAAAGUGUGCUUUUGAGGAUGGAAAAUAAUGAGAUAUGAAGUCGUAACGCUGUUGGGUACACUCUAUUUACUCUUAAAAUUCAUUUGUAGAGGURCUUUCUGUGCAGGUUGUUUGCGUGCUGAAGUCUCACGAGGUCAUCUAGAAUAACRCAUUUGUAGUUCAAGAGGUCUUCUCUUACAAGGACUGCAUGUUCUGCAGUUUYAAAGGAAAAAUAUUUUUUCAGUGGUCCCUUGACAAAAAAAAAAAUUAUAAAACUCCAAGCUUCAUCCUCUACUUCUAUUUCACAUAAAAAAACUUUAAAAUCAAAACAAUGAGCUAUCACUUUUUCUAAAAGAGAUGAGUAAAUGAAAGUAUUCCACAUUGUUACUGGUUGUCAAAUGAACCCCAAAACAGCAUAUAUUAACAUAAAUUUUUUUGUGAAUAAGAAUGUAGCUAUGAGCCUGUCAGAGCUUGCACAGGCAGAUAAUGUCUUCUCUUUCAAGUAGUUUCUUAAAUUUCAUCUGCUCUGUCAGCAGCAUUUUCAUUUUGUAAGUAAAUGACAGCCUCUAUGUGUAGUACUCAGUGCAAUUAAUGCAUUAGACCUUCUUUAAAAAAGAAGUUUAAAAUGAUUUUGCUAGACAUCUAUUUUUCUUACCAAACCCACAAUAUGUUUGCUUUUCUAAUUAACACAAUACAGUCUGCAUCUGCAUUUUGUAUUAGCUGUUAAACAUUAAGAUUUCAGGAAKAAGGAUUGUACUGCAGUAAAUGCCUUCUUAGCUGUUUCUAGUAUGAAAAAUAGAAAUAUUCAUGUAGAUAAGUUGUGGUGCAAUAGUAUUUUCUAUACAUUGUUACUUGCUUUGUAAAUAAAUCAUCGUAGCUGACCAGGAGAAAAUGURCUUUGAUGAAUUUAAGUGUAUUCUGAAAUACAACUAUAUGGAACAGGGUUGGGUUUUUUUUUUUUGUCUUUUUCUUUCUGCAGCCAAAAUGUAUUUCUUAUUUUUAUUGCUAAAGUCUGUGUAACAAUAAUAUUAUAAUGUGAAAUGGUUUGUUUCUGCCAUAGACUGCAUAAUAAAGAUUGAAGACCAAAUCCUUGCAAGUUGUAAAUGAAAGAAUUAUUUCAGUUUCAUCCUAUGUUGCAACUAAAUAUGUAGCCUUUAUAUUAGCAGCCUGAAUCUAGAAAUGACAGAAGUGCCUUAAUUUUUUUCUUUUGCUGUUGAAAAUUCCACUGUGUUKUCAUAUGGACUUAGGUUUAAUUUUGUGUUAGUUUAGCUCUAUCACCUCAUAAUCAUCAUUAAUGUUUAAACCACAGGCAUCACUAUUCUAACAGGUUUUGCAUCUAAUUUUMAACAGCCUCAGAUGGGCACUUGGAAGAAGUUGAUAAAUUGUUUUGCACUACACAGCAGUAUUAUUUAAAUAACAAAACCAGCAUAGAAUACACCAGAUGUAAACACAUUAAUGUCCUAUGACAUAAUUACUACCUGAUGGGUUCAGAGUAGUCUGACAUUUUCACAUACAACAAUCUCAAAAAAWUUUWAAAAGUUGAAUGAAUAUUUAAAAARUCUUAAAUGAUAGWCAAAAAGCAUGUUUAAGUAAACUUAAGAUCACAGUUUUCUGAGUAGUCAAAAGUUCAGCUUUCAYAAAAUUCACAUAAUUAAUUGAAGCCAUUAUUUCUUCUCUACUUUGGAUGAAGCAUACAGGCAAAAUACUGUGAUCUGCCAGCAGACAGCCAAAUAUUUUUUAAGGAUAUUUUCCGCAGUCCAACAAUUGAAAAACCCCAUUGUAAAUAUGUUUAGCAGUAAUAAUGUAGCCUUGAUGGUUUAAGGAUAUGAGGAAGCAAAUUUUAUUAGCAGAGCAUUAGCAAAAAGUAAGAAAAAUGUCUUU
Molecule: messenger RNA, 3559 nt
Organism: Malurus melanocephalus (red-backed fairy wren)
Lineage: Eukaryota; Metazoa; Chordata; Aves; Passeriformes; Maluridae
Gene: OPRM1
Product: opioid receptor mu 1
Exons: 4
Coding region: 77-1309 (410 amino acids)
Biological process (GO): neuropeptide signaling pathway; sensory perception of pain; G protein-coupled opioid receptor signaling pathway
Cellular component (GO): neuron projection; membrane
Molecular function (GO): neuropeptide binding; morphine receptor activity; beta-endorphin receptor activity
Source: RefSeq, a predicted model, not a curated record